Molecule: messenger RNA, 2040 nt
Organism: Colletotrichum lupini
Lineage: Eukaryota; Fungi; Ascomycota; Sordariomycetes; Glomerellales; Glomerellaceae
Product: protein kinase
Exons: 5
Coding region: 1-2040 (679 amino acids)
Biological process (GO): peptidyl-threonine phosphorylation; peptidyl-serine phosphorylation
Molecular function (GO): ATP binding; protein serine/threonine kinase activity
Source: RefSeq, a predicted model, not a curated record
AUGCCUCCGGAAUACCAUCCGAACAUACCCAGCGGCCCCAGCCCCAAUCGCCACCCUCGCACAUUGAGCGAAGAUCUGUCUUACCUCCAUCUAGGUGGCAGCAUUCCGAAAGUUGUUAUUGGCGAUGAGCACAACCCUGCGCUUGACGCUAUUCAUGGGAACCAGGGCCUCGAUAACGUUCCAAAAGAACGCCCAGCAGCACCUAGCGAACAGACCAGUGUCGGGAACCGAAACCCACCAAUCCGCUCGACAGACCAGGCCCAAAGUCCCCCCAGCGCUUACACUGGAGUACCACUAGAUGAGCUUCUUCGGAGCCAUUAUCAGCCCCAUCCUCACCCUGAAGUAACGGAAGGAUACCUCCCGACUGGCCUUUUGGAGGAACUUGUUGGUCCUGAAGCGGUGAAACAAGAACUUACAGAGGCUUUGGACGAUGACUCCGAUAUAAACCGCAUAGCUCAAAGGGUAUGCGAGAGCUCUCCGGGGAGUAGGUGUUAUCGACAGGUCUUUGCGAUUCUUUGCCUGAUUGAGAGGGUAAGGUCUAUCCGGGAGUUUCUAGACCCUGUAACCGGAGUUUGUGAUUCAGAUCUGCCUCUUCAAAAAGUCGAAUUAGGCCAAAGAAACAAGGUUGACUUGCGAAAAAGAAAAGACCUCGACAAACCCUUGGGAUGUUUCCAAGGUUGGAGACAUAAUUCACUGAGGUCUUUCGAUGACUGGCAAUGGACGCUAAGGGUUCCAUUUCUCAAGGGCAUUCAAGGAAGCGAGGCCCAAUAUCGAAAGUUUGAUGAUCGAGUCAUACUCCCCUUGACAUACCAAUCUGACCCCAAUGACGAUGGAGCAACUGGUGGAUUCAGUGAAGUAUUUAAGGUCAAGUUGCAUCCCCGCCAUCACGACUUCAGUCAAAACGGGGCAGAUUGCUUUUUUGCUCUGAAGAGACUUCGAUCCACAGAUACGGCGGCCUUCCAGCGAGAACUUCAGAUGUUGCGGAAAUUUGAAAGCGAAAACGCCCAUGAACACUUGAUUUCACUGCUCACAACCUGGAGUCAGAAGGGUUUCUUUUACUUUCUUUUCCCCUGGGCCGAGUGUGAUUUGGUCAAGUACUGGGAAAUUCAUAGUGAACCAGACAUGGGCGAAGACCUCGUCCGUUGGGUUGCGAGGCAGACUGCUGGCAUGGCUGCCGGCCUUGCCAGGAUCCAUGAGUACCCAGGAAAGGUCGAUGGCAACACUGAGAAUGCUGUGAAGUACGGUCGCCAUGGAGAUAUAAAGCCAGAUAAUAUUCUCUGGUUUCGAAGUUCGAUGGGUGAUCCGGGAAGGCUCGUGAUAUCGGACUUCGGACUGGGCGUUUUUAACAGCAAGAGAAGUCGAUCUAAUAUUCCCAACAACUCUGGCAUAGGGCGAACGCCUACUUACCGGCCCCCGGAAUGCGAUAUUGAGGGUGCUAUGAUCUCACGAUCUUGGGACAUUUGGACUCUGGGAUGCGUCUAUGUCGAGUUCGUUACGUGGCUGUUGGGUGGAUGGGAGCUGUCGGAAGAUUUUGCCGAAUACCGAAUGACGAGAUCAUCGAUAUGGGGCCAGGAGUUCAAGUCCGAUAUUUACUUCGACAUUGUACAAGUUGUGCGUAUUGCAUCCGAUGACGACACCUCCUUGAGAAGUAUGGGUGCCAUGGUAAAACCAAAUGUGACCCGAUGGUUUGACGGGCUUCAUAAUCAUCGAGAUUGUACUCAGUACACCCAUGAUCUUCUAAAGUUCGUUCAGAACAGAAUGUUGAUCGUCGAGUCAGCGGUCAGGAAACGAGCAACUUGCAAGGAAGUAUUUGAAGAACUGCGACGUAUUCAAAGGCGAUGUGUGGAAAGCAAAGCUUACUGUGUCGAGCCUAAAAAGCCAUCCGAGGCUUCGCACUCAUCAAGGCCGCACAGAAGAGCCGCCAAGGGCGAGGGUGGGACAUGGGGAUCAACUUCUACAACCUCCAAUAGAGAGAGUAUAUUGAGCGACUACGAAAACCAUCGACCUGAAGAUAGGUCUGAGAUCUUGGAACAAGGUUAA